Molecule: messenger RNA, 1566 nt
Organism: Paramecium octaurelia
Lineage: Eukaryota; Ciliophora; Oligohymenophorea; Peniculida; Parameciidae
Source: the annotation of a GenBank genome assembly
AUGAAACACUCUUUAUAUUUCGUAUCCUCCAAAUAGUAAUCCUUUUGGAAUAGAAACUUAAGUGCUCUGGUCAAUUACGAUUUUCAUUAAUUGUCUGAAGAUCAAAAGACUAUCGUGUUGUUUAAACAAGGUCAAAUACUCAAGAUAAUAACUCCUCGGAGAUACAAGAUUUAUAGACAACACUUAUUCUAUUUUCGAAAGGUAAGGAAUUUAUUUUAUAAGUGAUUCUAUAAAGAGUGGUGAAAUUGGAGGUUUUCUCCUUCUGAAAAAUGUUUAUUGUUCUUUUCGAAGCAAAGAUAAUACUAUUCUCGUUACUCUAUCACAUGAUUUUUAGUAAAUAGUGCUACAAUCAGGAAAUAAAACCGAGGAAGUUGACAAUUUUAUUCAUGAGUUGAAACAGAAUUGCAUUUAAGAAUCAAUUCCUGCAUCUUUCCAAAUUCCAAGAUAAAAAAUUGGAGAAGGCAUAACUUCAGAAGUAAUUUAAUAUUAUUAUUCUUCCUAGGUGUUUGUGAUAAAUCAUCAAAAUAAUUAAAAAUUUGCAAUUAAAAAAGUGGUAAAGGCUCCUUUGGGACACAAAAUGAGAGAGAAACAGGCCAAGAGUUUGGCUGAAGAAAUAUUUAUAAUGCGAAGUUUAGACAAUCCCAACAUCCCAAAAUUGCAUGAAGUUUAUGAAAACGAUGGUAUCUUUAAUUAUUUAAAACUCAGAUUCUGUAGAAUUAAUAAUGACAUAUUACGAAGGAGGUCAUCUAUAUGAAAAACUCUAGAAUUUUUCACUUUAAUAGAAAUAAUAAUUAGUAAGAGAUAUUCUAGAAACUAUGAAUUAUGUCCAUUCAUAAUAAAUAAUGCAUCGAGAUUUAAAACCAUAAAAUAUCAUGUAUAAAGACAAAGAUCCUUUCAGCACUGACAUAGCUAUAAUUGAUUUCGGAUUUUCAACAAACUAUAAAUAUUAAGAACAUGUAUUAUAUAAUUGUGGAACUCCUGGCUAUGCAGCACCUGAAGUCUAGGAGUAUAAGGAAAAAUAAAAAAUGUAUACUACUUAAUGCGAUGUUUACAGUUUGGGAAUCAUAAUAUAUGAAAUGUAAUUCAAUAAUUAAUCUUAGAUUCUAUGGGGUUCAUCCUUUCAAAUCAUCUAACUCUGGUAGUCUUAGUUUCAAUGAUAAAAUCAAAUUGCCUUAAUCAUUAAAAAAUCUUCUAAUCUAAAUGACUCGAAUUUAACCUAAAUACAGAUUCACAUUAAAGGAGUGUCUAGAAUAAGACUUCUUUAAAGAGAAUCUAGAUUCUAAUUAUUUGGAUGAUUUAUUGAAAUUCAGUUUGGUUGAUUCUAUCUAUUAGAAAUCUAAUAAUAUUUCAAGAAAGAAUUCUUUUGAUCCUUCAAUCAAAUUAGAAAGAUUAAAUAAACACGAAUCUGUUAAAAACAAAACUAUAAAUUCAACAGUUGCUGAAUCAAAAAAUCUACUUGGUAAAAGUUUUGGACCAAUUGAGUAGUAAUUACAAGAUGAUUUACAGUUUAGUGAGAAUCACAAUUGUCCCAAUGAUUUCAACAAUUUUCUGUAAAAAAGAAUAUGA